AUGUCCGAUUGGGAGUUGUGCUUACACAACUACUACAGGUCCACUCAAAACUCAAGGAUAGAGCGCCUCUGGGUUGAAGUAGGAACCCAGUUCGUGAGACGUUGGAGGGCAUUCUUCAGUCGCUUGGAGAGAUUGCAUGGCCUUGAUAUCGAGAAAACGGGUCAUUUGUGGCUCCUCCAAGGUCUAUUCUUGGAUGCUAUCAAUGAUGACUGUAAGACCUUUCGAGAAGAAUGGAAUCUUCAUCCGAUUGCUGGCCCGUCAACGAACAAUAAGAGCCCACAGGAUCUGCAACUGAUAAGCCAGGUAACACUUGGCAUUUACCGAGAUGACUGUGAAGGAGUUCACCCUGACACAAUCGAACGAUACCAUGGCACUCAUGGGCGAGAACAGACUGGUGCUGGCCAUCCUGAUGACGAAGACACUAAUUCAGGGGAUCAGCUCGUCUCACAGAUAGAAGAAGAUCAGGAACAGAAUGUUCGACACACUGCUGUUGAAGUGCCCGGGAAGAAAAGUCCCUUUGUGACCCAGGAUGACGAGAACCUUUUUUUUUCAACAGUUGAGCAAAUCGUUGUCGAGGGCAUCAUACCUGAAGGUUAUGGCUUGUUACCUGGUGAACAAGAUGACGAGGAUGCAGCCAUGAUCGAAGUCUUACAAUUUGGGAGACGCGGAACAAAAUCUAUUGUAGUAUCAUUAAGUGAUUCUGUCUGGGAAGCUCGUGCAACACUCUGGUGUCAAGGAUUGUCAGCAUUAUCUUUGUUCAAAACCGAAAGAUACUUUUAG
Suillus plorans is the source of this 780-nucleotide messenger RNA. RefSeq lists its product as uncharacterized. The record is from RefSeq and is a predicted model, not a curated record. Lineage: Eukaryota; Fungi; Basidiomycota; Agaricomycetes; Boletales; Suillaceae. The coding region runs from base 1 to 780 and encodes 259 amino acids. The transcript is spliced from 2 exons.